Symbiodinium sp. CCMP2592 is the source of this 1737-nucleotide messenger RNA. NCBI's taxonomy places the organism in Eukaryota, Dinophyceae, Suessiales, Symbiodiniaceae. The record is from the annotation of a GenBank genome assembly.
AUGUUGAACACACGUAAGAAGCUGGUGAAGGACAAGGGCGCUACGCCCACCGAGCUUGACCAGGAGGUGGCCAAGGCCUUGUUCGACAUCGAGGUGUCCCCCUCAUGCGACAUCAAGGCUGACCUGAAGGACGUGUACAUCAGUGGUGCCAAGGAUGUGGAGGUCAAGCACGGAGUUGCCAUGGUGGUGCACUUUCCAUUCCGCGUGUGGAAGACGGUGAAGAAGAUCCAGGGCCGCCUGAUCAGAGAGUUGGAGAAGAAGUUCACCAGGAAGCACGUCGUGCUUGUGGCCAACCGCACCAUCUUGGAUAAGAACUUCAGACGCAAGGGCCUGAAGGUGAGGCCUCGAAGCCGAACACUGACCGCAGUGCACGAGUCCAUCUUGGACGAUCUAGUGGGACCGACCGAGAUCGUGGGCAAGCGCACGCGCAUCUCAGUUGAUGGCAGCAAGCUGCUGAAGGUGAUCCUUGAUCCCAAGGACAAGGACAAGGAGAACAUCGAGAGCAAGCUGCCAGCCUUCGCGGCCGUGUACAAGAAGCUCACCAACAAGGAGGCGCAGUUCAUGCGGCAGUACAACUUCGUCAUGGCGCAUGAGGAUCACAACCGUCACAAGAGUUCCAACGUCAUGGCCUCCAGCAUGCUUAACACGCGCAAGAAGCUGGUGAAGGACAAGGGCGCUACGCCCACCGAGCUUGACCAGGAGGUGGCCAAGGCCUUGUUCGACAUCGAGGUGUCCCCCUCAUGCGACAUCAAGGCUGACCUGAAGGACGUGUACAUCAGUGGUGCCAAGGAUGUGGAGGUCAAGCACGGAGUUGCCAUGGUGGUGCACUUUCCAUUCCGCGUGUGGAAGACGGUGAAGAAGAUCCAGGGCCGCCUGAUCAGAGAGUUGGAGAAGAAGUUCACCAGGAAGCACGUCGUGCUUGUGGCCAACCGCACCAUCUUGGAUAAGAACUUCAGACGCAAGGGCCUGAAGGUGAGGCCUCGAAGCCGAACACUGACCGCAGUGCACGAGUCCAUCUUGGACGAUCUAGUGGGACCGACCGAGAUCGUCGGCAAGCGCACGCGCAUCUCAGUUGAUGGCAGCAAGCUGCUGAAGGUGAUCCUUGAUCCCAAGGACAAGGACAAGGAGAACAUCGAGAGCAAGCUGCCAGCCUUCGCGGCCGUGUACAAGAAGCUCACCAACAAGGAGGACAAGGGCGCUACGCCCACCGAGCUUGACCAGGAGGUGGCCAAGGCCUUGUUCGACAUCGAGGUGUCCCCCUCAUGCGACAUCAAGGCUGACCUGAAGGACGUGUACAUCAGUGGUGCCAAGGAUGUGGAGGUCAAGCACGGAGUUGCCAUGGUGGUGCACUUUCCAUUCCGCGUGUGGAAGACGGUGAAGAAGAUCCAGGGCCGCCUGAUCAGAGAGUUGGAGAAGAAGUUCACCAGGAAGCACGUCGUGCUUGUGGCCAACCGCACCAUCUUGGAUAAGAACUUCAGACGCAAGGGCCUGAAGGUGAGGCCUCGAAGCCGAACACUGACCGCAGUGCACGAGUCCAUCUUGGACGAUCUAGUGGGACCGACCGAGAUCGUCGGCAAGCGCACGCGCAUCUCAGUUGAUGGCAGCAAGCUGCUGAAGGUGAUCCUUGAUCCCAAGGACAAGGACAAGGAGAACAUCGAGAGCAAGCUGCCAGCCUUCGCGGCCGUGUACAAGAAGCUCACCAACAAGGAGGCGCAGUUCAUGUUCCCCACGGCCUAG